Messenger RNA from Bursaphelenchus okinawaensis, 1627 nucleotides. The record is from the annotation of a GenBank genome assembly. NCBI's taxonomy places the organism in Eukaryota, Metazoa, Nematoda, Chromadorea, Rhabditida, Aphelenchoididae.
AUGUUCAAAGAGAGCAUCGUAACGUUUUGGCUAGCCAAUUUGAUUACUGUUUACGGGUUUGUAUUGCCCUACCGACAGAUUACGCGGCCCUUCGAUGACAACAGUAAAAUUGUUGAUUACGGUAAGUAUAAAUUACAUUAUUUUAUUUAUAUUUUAAUUUUUUAAAUAUGUUAAUUUUAAAACUUUAAAUAUUUUUUAAGCUUAAUUAGCUUUUUAAUUUUUACACUUACAAAGUAAGUACCACCAGUUUGUAUAUGCAUUGAUAGUACUUAAAAGUAAAUGGUACAAAUAGAUAGUUAUUGCUCAGUAUUUAUUACCAAAAUUUUUCUUUUUUAGUCAUUUUAUACUAGUCUUAAAAUACAAACCAUAGUCUUCUGCGUUUACCUAGUUCAGCACACUUACAUUACCUUACAUUUACUUCCUUUUGCUUCUUGGAAUAAAUUACUGUUAUUCUCACAUAUAGUUAUGUAAACAAUACACGUAAAAAAGCACGUACUCAUUAACAUUUUAGAAGUUUUAUUUUUAAAAAAUUAAGUGGUUCAUAAUGCUUAUAGAUCUGUAUAUUGACUCACUUUUUAGAUAUUACUUUUUAAACUUUAAUUUCAAACGUCAUUGAUAAAGAGAGCUAUAGUUAUGAGUAGUGUAGGGUGGUAAAAUGUUUUUGAAUUAAAGUGUUUAACGAUGAAGGUAAAAGUCAACAGAGCCAUUUUUGUAUCAAAAAUUUAGUUUACAUUAGUUCUAAAAAGGUCUUACUAGAAUUAGAUAAACGAAAACGUAGACCCGAGGGCCGGAGUCUAACCCAAGGCCAUAAAGUUGGGCUCGGACUCUGCAUAAGUCUGGCCUACAUUAUUUUCAUUUUUUUUUAAAAUCAACAGAAAGAAUCAAGUCUAUAUUAAUGUUUUUCAGAACAAAUAUAGAGGCAUUUUUUUCUUUCUCAUUCUAUCUAAAAAGUCUUUUAUAAUAGUUACGUAAACCUAAAAUCGUCAUGUCAUACUUUUUACUGUCUGAAGUAAACCUUUCUCAUACGUAUGUUUAUAUUAGAAAGUGUUCGAAUACCACAUUACUGUUACUAUCAGCUGUUAGACUUAAUAUUCCCGUUCAGUACUUUACAUGUACAUAGGUUAUGUAGGUAUUAAGUAUGCUCAACAGAUGGUUGUUAACUUGUUUUAAAGGUUUCGAACAUAUCAUAAUAUUAACAUUGAGAAAUACUUUAUAUAAACUUAUAGUUUGUGCUUUUUUGACGUACAAUAGGUACUAUAACAUAGUGUAACAACUAGUAUCAUAUGCAGCACUGCAGCAUGCUUAGUAUAAAGGAUAGUAUACUGUAUCUCUACAGUAUAAUUAAAACGGCAAUAAAAUUACAUGUAGUAGUAGAAAUUGACACUUAAAAUGACAUAUCUUUUUAACAACGCUAUUUCUUUCAGACCCAAUGCCUAGCGACUCGAUCAGUUACCAAAAAAUGUUACAGUACCCCUUCAUUCCCCCAAUGCCAGUAAAACGCAGCUCAAAGGUUGAGAAAGCUCGAGAACGUACGAAUGUGGAAGGUCACAUGAUCAAACAACCACUACUCAAGUUUGACAUGGUGUGGAGACGCUUCUCUGGCCACAAAAGAUUCAGCAACUUGUAG